Messenger RNA from Lingula anatina, 2508 nucleotides. Its product is annotated as neurogenic differentiation factor 6. Gene Ontology annotation, molecular function: protein dimerization activity; E-box binding; DNA-binding transcription factor activity, RNA polymerase II-specific. The record is from RefSeq and is a predicted model, not a curated record. Lineage: Eukaryota; Metazoa; Brachiopoda; Lingulata; Lingulida; Lingulidae. Gene Ontology annotation, biological process: axon development; sensory organ development; positive regulation of transcription by RNA polymerase II. Gene Ontology annotation, cellular component: nucleus.
UGGACGAGCACGGACUGAAGAACGCACAGUUCUAGUAUAGAUAUCGUAGAGUACCCAGUGCCUCCGCCGCCUGCAGCCUCAGUGGUAGGAUGUGUUCGCGUGGAUAGCGACGUCAGUCGGACGCGUGCCGUGCGCGUGCCAGAAGUGUGACUACAUCUAAGACAGACGAAGAAGACAUUUCAGCGGAAAAUGCCCAUCAAAACCAAAACCAGACCGUGUGGUACUUCCGCAGACGAUUCUGGUCUUGGCGCAGACGACACGCUGGAAAUUUACGCCAAAGAUAUCACAGAAGCAGACGACAUGGAAGACGACGAGGAGGACGGAAAGCGGGAGAUAGGCAAUGAGGAAAAAAUGGCCGAAAACGAAAAGUGCAACGAAAACACAGAACCGGAAGGCAAAAAGCAACCGAAAAAGAGAGGUCCGAAGAAAAAGAAAAUGACCAAAGCGAGGGUUGCCAAGUUGCGCGUGCGACGAGUUAAAGCUAACGCGAGGGAGCGUAAUCGAAUGCAUGGUUUAAAUUCAGCCUUGGAUGACCUGCGUUGUCAUGUUCCGUGCUACUCCAAGACCCAAAAACUUUCUAAAAUAGAAACUUUGCGCCUAGCUAGCAACUACAUUUGUGCCUUAUCGGAAAUCCUAAAAACUGGCAGACGACCGGAUGAUAUCGCAUUUGCAAAGGCCUUAUCGAAGGGACUGUCUCAAAAUACAAUGAAUCUAGUAGCCGGGACACUGAGACUUUCUCCACGAGCCUUAAUGACUGAGCACGUGCACGCCCUACCUUCGUUGAACGGGGGCACUCUGCCGACUGCCUUUGACUACCACGGUGCUAUUUCUCCUGUUACAUUCCCCACGACAUUCCCUACGCAUGCGCAACGGAAUAAUUCCGAUAUUCAAAGCAUUCCUUAUGACCAAUAUAAUCCUUCCAAGUAUGGAUCUUUCCAACAGAAUCCACAUUCCAAUUCCCCUAAUAAUGCCAUGCCAUCUUAUGGACAAUACGCGUUUCCAAGACAUCACCCCCAGCAACAGCAGCAACAACAACAACAACAGCAACAGCCAGUUCCGACCAAUGGGAGCCCAGUUUACGGAACCAACCAAGAGGCUACCUUACCAAUAGGAACCACGACUCAUGCUGGUUACCAUGGUAACUUCCAAAUGGGAUUUCAUAUGCAGCCAAUCGGACAUUCUCCCCUAAACGACUCCGGAGCAGACGUACUUUUAGAAGAUUUAGAAGAUUUUGAUUCGGAUUCUAUGAAUGAAAGUGACCUUCACCUCUUGCAGACAACCACUACCCUGUUUGAGGAAUCAUUUUAGAAGGAACAUUAUAUGGUUUACACGAUCACUUUAAAUUAAAUGUACGUUUUAGGGGCAAGUGUCACUCUUUAAGGGAUAACACCUCUUCAUAUGUCAUAAAACGUGCCAUAAAAUGAAUUUUCCAGGAGUAAACGACGAUGUUCUCACAAUUACCAAUGGUUAAUGAAUCCGUUCCGAUAUUCAAAGUUAGGCCUUCUUUUGUAAUAAUCUGUUUAGAGAUAAUUACGGAGGGAAGCCAUCUAUGAAGGUCAAAGCGGUCCGAUGGCAAGCACAGAUUUCAGAAUAAUUGCGAUAACCGCCGUUUUAGUGGUAAAAUGGAAUUAAUUAUAUUUCUUUGCGCUAUUUUACAAUUCAUAUUUAUGGUUGAAUUUUGAAUCUCAUAUGAAGGGCUGUUAUCCCUUUAAGAUAAAGAAAAUGCUGCAAUUUCUAAUGAUAUUUUUUUAUCAUUUACUAAUUAUCAUAAAAAUGAAGAAAUAAUCAACAUAUUAAGCUGUUGAUACCGGUCGUAAACUCUUAUGCGGGGUACGAGCAAUGAAAUCAAAUAUUUAAAUCCCAGUGAAAACAUAUUUUUACAAAGCACAACGGUAUGCCAUUAUAAGAUAAUAUAUAUUUUAACAAAUUUACAUUUGUAUGACGAACUGAUUAUCUGAAAAUGUGUGAUCUCUCUAGGGCACUUGUUUCAAAUAUGAAAUACACCAAAUAUGUAUUUAACUUGAUUACAAUAUUAAUAAUUACUGGUGCUGUGGAGCACCGUUAGGAGGUACUGUCUCAUUAAAUUCCUGCUAGAGUGAAGUUUUCCAGUUAAUUAAUACAUAUAAUUACAUUGGAGAUAUGGGACGAUAAGAAAUAAAGUCAUUGCUGGUUAUAUUUGCACUGCAAAAUCUAUGUUUACCAUAGAAAUGGACCAAUUUUUUUAUGUAGGAAGCCCUUUGGAUAACAUAUUUUUUCUCAGAAUUAAUGUUAGAAGACAAUCAUUUAAAAAAAAAUUUUCAUAUGAUUAUGAUUAUGGCAAAUUCAACAAGCACUUUUCUGGGCGCAGUUCGCCACAGCCACGUGACAAGAAAAGCCGAACAGUCAGUUUAUACGUUAUUCAAAUGUGUCAGUGUUCCGUAGCAGAUAUCGUAUGUCAUUGAAGUUAUUUAUUUCGCGUUAAUUUAUUUCUUAUAUAUCUUAUAUAUUAACUUAUUGAUUUUUAUGUAU